This is a messenger RNA of Dendrobium catenatum, 2139 nucleotides long. Its product is annotated as potassium transporter 26-like. Gene Ontology annotation, biological process: potassium ion transmembrane transport. Bases 1 to 2139 code for a protein of 712 amino acids. The transcript has 8 exons. Gene Ontology annotation, cellular component: membrane. Gene Ontology annotation, molecular function: potassium ion transmembrane transporter activity. The record is from RefSeq and is a predicted model, not a curated record. NCBI's taxonomy places the organism in Eukaryota, Viridiplantae, Streptophyta, Magnoliopsida, Asparagales, Orchidaceae.
AUGGGCUCUUUAGAAGAUGGCUUUGGGAGCCAUGAGGAAGUUGAGGAGACUAAUAAGAUUCCACCCCAAAGAACAUUUAGCUUCAUGGAUGAUUACAAGAUUCCUCAGAAUAAAUCGCCGAGUUUCACAGUUUGGCAAACAAUGAUGUUGGGAUAUCAAUCCCUUGGCAUUGUAUAUGGAGACAUUGGAACUUCGCCUCUGUAUGUCUUCUCCUCAAUCAGGCUAUCAGAGCCCGGAGAGAAGGAUAUUCUUGGGAUCUUGAGCUUGAUCUUCUGGACUUUGACUAUGAUGGGAUUGAUCAAGUAUGUGUUCAUUGUCCUUCAGGCGGAUGAUCAUGGAGAAGGUGGAACUUUUGCUCUGUACUCCUUGCUUCGCCAACAUGUAAACUUCAAAGGCAAGAUGAUAAUUCCAAGCACAAGACUUGGUUCAGAUUUCAACUUGAAGUACCACAGUAAAGGAAGCAAGUUACAGUCCAAGGCAAAGAAAUUCCUAGAGGAGAACUCGAAAGCCCAGGCUGUGAUUACCUUUAUUGUGUUGCUAGGGACUUGUAUGGUUAUUGGUGAUGGGGCUCUCACUCCGGCCAUCUCAGUUCUUUCUGCUGUUCAAGGAAUUCAAUCAAGAUCAUCGAAGAUCAAACAAGAACAUGUUGUCUUCCUAUCGGUAGCAAUCCUUGUUGUAUUGUUCCUCUUCCAAAGAUUUGGUACAAACAAAGUUAGCUUCUCCUUCUCACCAAUUAUGCUCCUCUGGUUCUCAUUCACUGCCACUAUUGGACUCUACAACAUCAUCAAAUUCUACCCAUCAAUCCUAAAAGCUUUGUCACCUCACUACAUUUUCUACUUCUUUCAAAGAAACCACAGAAAGGGAUGGGAGCUCUUAGGUGCAAUUGCACUUUGCAUCACAGGAGCUGAAGCCAUGUUUGCUGAUCUUGGUCACUUCAACAAGAGAGGAAUUCAGCUUUCUUACUCAUUGGUUGUGUAUCCUGCUCUGAUCCUUGCAUACUCUGGUGAAGCUGCAUUCCUCAUCAAGAAUCCUGAUAGAAUUAGCACAGCAUUUUAUAGCUCUGUUCCUGAACCCAUAUUUUGGCCUAUGUUUAUCAUUUCAACUCUUGCAGCUGUUGUUGCAAGCCAAGCCCUCAUAUCUGCAAGCUUUUCAAUAAUCAGACAAUCCAUUACUCUCGGUUGUUUUCCCCGGGUGACUAUGAUUCAUACCUCAAGCAAGCAUGAGGGACAAGUCUACUCUCCUGAGGUGAACUACUUUCUAAUGUUUGUGUGCAUUCUAAUCACAGUCGGUUUCGACGGCGGUGCGGAGAUCGGAAAUGCAUUUGGUGUGGCUGUGAUAUGGGUAAUGCUCAUCACAACAGUGCUAAUGUGUGUGGUGAUGCUUGUAAUAUGGGACACAAACAUAAUUUUGGUGGUGAUGUUCCUUACAGUUUAUCUUAGCAUUGAAGGUGUGUACAUGAGCUCAUUGUUGAACAAGCUUGCACAUGGAGGUUGGGUCCCCUUUGCAAUCUCAGCCUUUUUCUUGGUUAUCACCCUCUCAUGGACAUAUGGAAGAAGCAAGAAGAGUCAAUAUGAAGAUGGAAAUAAGAUGAGCAAACAAGAACUAGAUCAUCUUGUUGAAACCAGCACUCGAGUCCCGGGAGUUUGCUUCUUCUGCACUGAUUUAAUGAAUGGAAUCCCACCGAUUAUUCGACAUUAUGUGAAGCAUGUAGGCACACUCCGCCAGGUCACAGUGUUUGUUACUGUAAGAACUCUUCCAAUAAGAACUGUGCUUCCUGAGGAAAGGUUCAUUGUUGCAAAGCUUGGCCCAGAGGGGGUCUACAGUUGCUUGGUUCAGUAUGGUUACAUGGACCAACAUAGAAUGGAUGGAGAAGAAUAUGAGAGUUCAAUUGUAGGGGUGAUCAAGGAGAUAGCUGAGAAUGGUAAGGAGGUUGAGAUGAUGGAUUGUGCAUCAUGCAAGGAUGUGAUAUUUGUGCAUGGGAGAAUAAUUCUGAAUGCCAGUAAGAAGAAUGGGGGUUUCAGGAAAUGGGUAAUUAAUAACUUGUACAGGUUUUUGCAGAAGAACUUUAGGUCUAAUGUUGCCACUUUGAGAAUUCCUCCUAGCAAGAGUUUGCAGGUGGGAAUGCUUUAUGAGAUUUAA